GUUCAUCAAAUCAAAAUAUCUUUAUUUCAGAAUCCAACUAUACUUUUGUUAUAGGGUGUCACUUAUAAAUUACAACAUUUUCAGACCGUGGUAGACCUAAAACUAAAUAAAGAAGUCACAACAAGAGGUUGAAUAAAUCCUCCUCUACAUGAACAUAUAAUCUGAAUGAGCCACCUAAAAAAUUGGGUGACUCAUUUUAAUUGUAAAUACAGACAUACACAAAUAAUUGUAUGUCUGUAAAUACUGUAAAUACUGCCAAUACUAUGAAUAUUUCCGAACCUCCUGAUAGUAGCUGACUUCACUGAAAUGGAUUGCAAUGAAUCUGAAAGUGAUCAAAGCAGCGACGUUGGCAGUUAUAGUGACAACUAAAAAACAAAAACAGGAGGCAAAAACAUUGUGAUGGUAGAACUAAACAGGAACUCAAUUUAACAGAAAAGUGAGAAAGGAUGUAUACCUUUUAUUCUAUUACCAGUAAUGUGAAGAGUGGUUGGUUUUUUACUAUUUGCCAAGAGUACUUUGAUUCCCAUGAUGACUAUUGAAAAACCUUUAAAAACUCUGAAAAACAUAAGCUGUUAAAAAUAGACGUGAGACUAAAAUAUUAUUAACCAAGGGUAACUAAAACUGCCAAGGAAAUAUGGACUUGAUAAAGAAAUUCAUUAAAACUAUUUACCUCACAAAAAAGAAAUGGGCAGUAAAAUAUAACUUUGAAGAUAUGCUAAAAGUUAUUGCAGGCAUAGGAGACAAAGAUUAGCCAUGCACUUGGAACAUGGUCUUGGUAAUUCAACUUAUGCUUCAGCAUUGAGUGCUAAGAAAUCUUUAGUUUAUUAAUGAUAGCCUCCGGUGCUUUCACUAUCUUGGAAGAUGAAAGUACUGACGAAAGAGAUCAUUCCCAGAUGUCUGUAUUUUCUUGCUUUGUCAAUGCUUUUGAUAAUUAGCCAAUUUAAUGAUUUGUUGGUAUGGUGAAGUUGACCACAUUAAAAAGGAAAUUGACUUGAUACAAUUCUAGCACUUAUUCAGUCUAAACACCUCCAUCACAGUACUUACGUUUCUCAGGUUUAGAUGGUACUGACACUAAGAGUAGUGAAAGGAUGUUUCAACGUUUGUUUGUUUGUUUAUUUAUUUAUUUGUAGAUUCAUUAUUUCUGGAUAUCUUCCCUAAAUGGAAAUUACGGGAAAAUCCCUAAGGCUUAGACUAACUUAGGUGUGUUUUUAACGUAUGAAUUGGAGUUUUGGGAAUUGUAGAGACUUGUUUUAAAACAUAAAAGCAUAUUUAUUGCCCUUCUAUUGCAUAACACCCUCUUAGUAUUUGGUUUCAAUUCGGGAACAAGGAUGUGCUCAUAGAAAAGGCAUCAGAAAUUGGUUUUAAUUGUGCAAAAACAUAUUAAUAAAAAUUGACUAUUGUCCACCUGGUUCGACCCACAUUUCGACUAAUCUAUCUAAAAAUUAAUUUUGAUUUCUCAAGUAUUACUGUACAUCAUAUGUCGUUCUAAGAUUGCAAAACUUUUUGCAUUUAAGCUGUCCUUUCUUCCGUUUUCGACAAAAAUAUUGAUAUCUAGAUGGGUUAUUAGUUACUAAACGUUAAAAUGACUGGAGGGGUUUUUACGUAAAAAAUCAAUUUUUUUUUCUGCUUUUUAUUAUGCCCCUGAAAUAUAAAAAUUUUUUAAUUUAGAGAACAAUGUCAUGUAACUAUUUGCAAAAACUGUGCCUUAUUUACUAUCUCUUGAACUUUGAUGAUGGUUUCGUGAACGCUGAUGUUUAGGAAGAACUUAGUGGUGUUACAAAUCUUUUAUGAAGAUUAUAAAUAACAUGAAUGGAAAAAAGACUAUAAAAAAGAAGCUCAGACAGAUGUUAUCUUAUUCAGCUGAUGCAACUACUGGUAGAAACUGGAGACCACCAAAAGAAAAUGAAGAUGCUGUUGAAGGGAUGGACAAGCCCAGUGUUUAUCAUGCUACUGUUGUUAUAUUUUUGGAAUUCUUCGCAUGGGGUCUUCUAACAUCUCCAACUAUAACAGUUUUGGGGGAAACAUUUCCACAAAAUACAUUCUUAAUGAAUGGUCUAAUUCAAGGAAUAAAAGGAAUUUUGUCCUUUCUAUCAGCUCCAUUAAUUGGUGCAUUAUCUGAUGUUUGGGGCAGGAAAUCUUUUUUGCUAUUGACAGUGUUUUUUACUUGUGCACCAAUACCAUUACUUCGAUUCAAUCCUUGGUGGUUUUUUGCAUGUUUGUCAGUAUCAGGGGCGUUUGCUGUCACCUUUUCAAUUGUGUUUGCCUAUGUGGCUGAUUGUACUGAAAAAUCUGAAAGGAGUCAUGCGUAUGGAUUGGUUUCUGCUACAUUUGCAGCUAGUUUAAUCACUAGUCCGGCUUUGGGUGCAUACUUAAGCAGUGUGUACAGUGAUUCAGUCGUCAUUGCUCUUGCAACCGCCAUCGCAUUACUUGAUAUCCUUUUUAUUUUGGUUUGGGUUCCUGAAUCUCUACCUGAACGAAUGAGGCCUGCAUCUUGGGGAGCGCCGAUUCCUUGGGAAAAGGCUGAUCCAUUUAAUUCACUCCGCAAAGUUGGUCAUGAUCCAUUAGUUCUGUUGCUGUGUAUUACAAUAUUUUUGUCGUACCUGCCGGAAGCCGGACAAUAUUCGUGUAUUUUCUUAUAUCUACAACAUAGGAUAAAUUUUAGCAGGGAAGAUGUAGCUAUAUAUAUCGCAGUCGUUGGUUUUCUCUCAGUAGUCGUGCAGACUUUGGUCCUCACGUUACUUAUCAAGUCGUUGGGUUUAAAGAAUUGCAUUAGUUUAGCAUUGUUUUUUCAAAUGAUCCAGUUACUUUGGUAUGCCCUGGGAACGCAAGUGUGGAUGAUGUGGGCAGCGGGAGCGCUAGCUGCUAUGUCCAGCCUCACUUAUCCAGCUAUCAGUGCACUUAUAUCAUGUAAUGCAGACUCAGAUCAGCAAGGCGUUGUCCAGGGUCUGGUGACUGGAAUACGUGGUUUAUGCAACGGCCUGGGACCUGCUUUGUAUGGUGUCAUAUUUUAUAUCUUUCACGUGAAUUUACAAGAAGAGUUGGAUGUAUCGCCUACACCACCUCUGCUAAACAACAUUACUUCGCCGAGUAUAAAACGCAUGGCUGUCAAAUUUUACGCAUUUAUACCUGGACCGCCGUUUUUAUUCGGCGCAUGCUUAGUAUUUCUAUCGUUACUGACGGCGUUGUUUUUGCCCGACAUGAAGCCGACAACGUCAUAUCGAAAUUUAAAAAGACAAUCAUCACACUCCACCGCAGGUAGGACAUUAUCUACCAGUUCGUUUGAUAGUGAAUAUGAAACAAAUGAACAGAGUAUUUUAAUUCGAGAAGAUGCAACAACUUGAAAAUUCUACUCAGUUGAAUGGAUAGUGAAAAUAUCACGUGUCAAGGAAAUAUUAAAGAACUAUCAGUAUGGAUUGUAAGUGUUACGUACAGGUGCAGUGUAGCUGCUAUGUGAUCAGAGUUGUGUCGUUCUUUAUUGGCGUAGCAUCUGUCAGCAAUAUAUUUGCAUUUAUUGUACACGAUAGACCGAUGGCGGAUAUUCCUCAUAUCGUAUAGUUAUCACUAAAAAUUGAACAUAAUUUUUUUUAGAAAAAAACGAUUAUUUUCUUAUAACGGUGUAUUUACAGACGAAGAUCUGAAUUCGAUUUAAUAAUUAUUUAUCCAAACCUAGCCUUCCUAUUCUACACGUCUUGAAAUUUCUCCUCUUCUUCGUACGUGAAGCUACUGUAUUAUCAUAUUUGUUUUCAUCAUAUCUUUCUCAGAAUCUUUUUCUAUAUUUAAACCUGCUUUUUUACGUGAAGUAUAAAGUUAUUAGAACUAUUUUGAAAAGGAAUUUUUAUUUUAACUGUUUUAUUUUUAAAAUAUUAAAAAAAUCGUGUUGGAUUUCGUAAAUUAUUAGCAUCAAGUAUUUGUAAAUAAAAAGUAUGUAAUCGGUAAAUAUAGCUUUUCAGCCUUAUCUUUUUGGUCACCUUUUUACGGUUAAGGAGUGUGUAGCAAAAGUCGAUAAGGUAAUGCGACGAUGCUAAUUGCACAACCUCAAAGAUACAUGCGUUAUUGUGCGCACUGUCAAGCAUGAGAACUAAUGGACACUUCUUUUGAAUUAACAAUAUGUUUUUCUAAAAGAUGUUUAUUUUGCUUAAAAAUUGUCAUGAUUUGGCAAAUUGAAAUAUUUUGUGAAUAUGUUUUAAAUUAAAUGUCAUUAUGAUACACAA
Messenger RNA from Hydractinia symbiolongicarpus, 4211 nucleotides. Its product is annotated as hippocampus abundant transcript 1 protein-like. NCBI's taxonomy places the organism in Eukaryota, Metazoa, Cnidaria, Hydrozoa, Anthoathecata, Hydractiniidae. Gene Ontology annotation, molecular function: transmembrane transporter activity. Bases 1788 to 3341 code for a protein of 517 amino acids. Gene Ontology annotation, biological process: transmembrane transport. The record is from RefSeq and is a predicted model, not a curated record. Gene Ontology annotation, cellular component: membrane. The transcript has 13 exons.